Molecule: messenger RNA, 216 nt
Organism: Rotaria sp. Silwood2
Lineage: Eukaryota; Metazoa; Rotifera; Eurotatoria; Philodinida; Philodinidae
Source: the annotation of a GenBank genome assembly
AUGAGUACAGGCGUGAAACCUAUAUUAUAUUCAUAUUUUCGCAGUUCAUGUUCAUAUCGAGUUCGAAUUGCUUUAAAUUUGAAAAAUAUUAUUUAUCAAAUUCAACCGAUUGAUUUACUCAAAGGAGAAGCUUCAACUGAUGAAUAUAAAACGAUCAAUCCAAAGGGAGAAAUUCCAGUAAGUAAAGAAAUAUUAUUUAUAAAACUAACAGACUAA